GCCAGCGCUAGGAAUACGGCCAUUUUGUGUAAAUGAGCGCUCUCCGCUCCGCUCCGCUCUACGGAGAAUUUGUGCGUUUGCGGGGGUUUGCGGUCGGGACGAGUGGGAAACACACUGGUGAAUGAUUUGGUUUUUGCGUUAAACGGAACGAUCUCGUCGACGUGUUACAUGCGCUAGCGAAAGUGUACAAAGGAUCAUUUAUCCCGUGUGAAUACUCGUACAAGACCACCCCCCGGGAACAGGUACGAUGGAGGAGAAGGCGUCGUUGAAGGAACUCGACCAGUGGAUAGAACAAUUAAACGAUUGCAAACAACUAACGGAAAGCCAAGUGAAAACGCUCUGCGAUAAGGCGAAAGAAAUUUUAGCUAAGGAAUCAAAUGUACAAGAAGUAAAAUGUCCCGUAACAGUAUGUGGGGAUGUACAUGGACAGUUCCACGACUUGAUGGAAUUGUUCAGAAUAGGUGGCAAAUCACCUGAUACAAACUAUCUUUUUAUGGGUGAUUACGUUGAUCGUGGCUAUUAUUCAGUAGAAACUGUCACUCUGCUUGUAGCUCUUAAGGUGAGAUACCGAGAAAGAAUAACUAUUCUUCGAGGCAACCACGAGUCCAGACAAAUCACACAAGUGUACGGAUUCUAUGACGAGUGCUUACGAAAAUACGGCAACGCCAACGUAUGGAAGUUCUUUACGGAUCUGUUCGAUUAUUUACCACUAACGGCACUGGUUGAUGGUCAAAUAUUUUGUUUGCAUGGUGGUCUAUCACCUUCAAUUGAUACUUUAGAUCACAUACGUGCCCUGGAUCGUCUUCAGGAAGUUCCACAUGAAGGUCCUAUGUGCGAUUUGCUCUGGUCAGAUCCAGAUGACAGAGGAGGGUGGGGUAUUUCGCCCCGCGGAGCAGGGUACACAUUUGGUCAAGAUAUAUCAGAAACCUUUAACCACUCCAAUGGACUAACACUUGUGUCACGAGCUCAUCAAUUAGUGAUGGAAGGUUACAAUUGGUGUCAUGACCGCAAUGUUGUGACUAUAUUCUCUGCACCUAAUUAUUGUUAUCGUUGCGGAAAUCAAGCUGCUAUCAUGGAACUGGAUGAUGCUUUAAAAUAUUCAUUCCUACAAUUUGACCCAGCACCAAGACGUGGAGAACCACAUGUUACCAGGCGAACGCCAGACUAUUUCCUCUAAGAAGUUAGACUUUAAGGCUAGGUGUCAAGGUAGGGGAAAUGGAAAACUUCGCGAUCCUGACUUUAUAGUGACGCCAGACACACUUACUUAUAAACCAUCGCUAUAAAUGAGUGUGAGGCUUGAGAAGUCCUUGCAUACCACGUAUAGGCCCAAGUAUUAUAUCACGGCUCAUAUUGUGGUCUCAUUGAAAAAUAGAAUAGAUUUACACGCACGUUCCGUGCGUGCCUUACACGAUACAUGUAGACACAUUACUUGUACACUAAACGAAAAAAAAAAAAAAGAAAGGAAUACAAUAAUGUAUACACGUAUCGAUUAUUAAAUCCACCUGUAGCAUUGAGUUUUACAACUUUUAUUAUAUCUGCUUGUAUUUUUAUUAUAAAGAAACUGAAUAUAUAUACGAUAAUGCACACUUUCGCGCGCAAUAGAUAAAAGCGAUUACUUUGUAAUCUUCAAUGAAAAAUAUUAAAACUCAUGGAGAGAAAUUUAUAUAAGCGAAACUAUACAUCUCUCUCUCUCGUAUAUUCUAAACGAUGCGCUAAAUUAAAUUGUCAUGCAAGGUUUCCAGAAAAAAAAAAAACAAAAAUAUACCAAACUGGUCAUAAUUUAUAUGUAAGAAAGUGUCACUUUAUUAUUAUUAUUGGUAUGAAUGGAUGUUCCACUUGAAAGAAGUGCAAGGUGAGUUGAUGCAACUGUAGAUUGGCGUAUAUAAAUUGUGUUAUUAUUAUUCAAACAAAUAUAAAUUUCCGAAUACAAGCCUCAACACACUUAUGUUUAUCAGAAUUAUGAGAGUAAUGGUUAUUUUGGAAGUUCGUGUCAUCACUCUUGUGCGCAAUACAUACAUUAUUUCGAAACAAAUUAAUACUUUUAAGUAAAUAAUUUAUGUGUGCGUGUGUAUGCAUGUGCAUAUGUGUAUAUAUAAUCUUCAAAAUAGGGAAUGAAACAUUUUUCUUUCUCAUCGUUGAUACGUCGCGCUUUUUAUUAACUUUUUAACCAAACCAUCCUUGUGGAAGAGUAAAGGUUUUUGUAUCGAAAUCGCCAAGAAUAAUAACAUCCAUGUUUAAAAUAUUUUUGGAUUCUUUAUUUAAGAACAAAAUGAUCAUAUAUUUAGCUUUAUAUGCAUUAAAAAAAAGUGAAUGAAUUUAGGUAAGAAGUAGUUUUCUAUUAACUAUGCAUUUUUGCAGUUUAAUUAUAAUAUAUAUUGAAUCCUAUAUAUAUAUACAUUUUGUAUAAUUAAUAUAGAUUGCAAUUUAUGUAUAUUCGGCGAUGAUGAUUAUAAAAAAAAACUCACACUUUUGCAUUAAUUCCAUUUGCCUUCUACAGUGAAACGCAUACUUUAUAUCGAAUGAAUCUACGCAUUUGAGAUGGAUAAAGUAAAGAAAAAAAACACAAAAAAAAAUCAGACAAACACAAACUGAUUGCUUUAUACCUACCGACGAUCUUUUUACUAAUUACUAGAUAUACAAUGAAUGCUUUUCUGGUAAAUAAACAUGUGUAAAACAAGUUAAAACGAUCUUAAAAACGUCAAAACCUUGUGUCAAACUGCUUCGUACUCGUUGAAUGCGAAAGUAUUGUACACAAUGAACGAGCCGAAAAACGCGUACCGAACUCAUUUAUAUAUAAGAGCAACAAAAAAAAAAAAAAAAAAAAUAUCGCAGCAAUUCUAACAUGACGCAUUAUGUAAAACAGUAGCGAGACGAUAACGAAAAAACGAAAAAAAAAAAAAAAA
This is a messenger RNA of Pseudomyrmex gracilis, 2903 nucleotides long. RefSeq names its product serine/threonine-protein phosphatase 2A catalytic subunit alpha isoform (gene mts). The transcript is spliced from 6 exons. Gene Ontology annotation, molecular function: protein serine/threonine phosphatase activity. Gene Ontology annotation, cellular component: cytosol. Bases 248 to 1177 code for a protein of 309 amino acids. Gene Ontology annotation, biological process: peptidyl-serine dephosphorylation; mitotic cell cycle. Lineage: Eukaryota; Metazoa; Arthropoda; Insecta; Hymenoptera; Formicidae. The record is from RefSeq and is a predicted model, not a curated record.